UGUCUAUUUUUUUCUGCUUAACCUUUUCCAAAAGUUGACAUCUGCAAGUAUGCAAUCCGAAUCGGGAAUAGUUCCCGACUUCGAGGUUGGAGAGGAGUUUCAAGAGGAACCAAAAACGUAUUACGAAUUGAAGAGUCAGCCCUUGAAAAACAGCAGUCCCUCCGACCAGCAUGGCUCCUCCAAGCCGCAGCUGAGCUCCUCGGCCAUGACAUCACGGAUCUUGCUGCGACAACAGCUGAUGCGGGAGCAGCUUCAGGAGCAGGAGCGCCGCGAGCAGCAGAGACAGCAGGCCUCGCAGUUCCCCCAGACCACAGCGGCACAGACCCCCGCCAUCAAUGUCAGCGUCCCGCCCAGUUUACCCCCUGCUGCCCAGGUGCCAAUGGAGGUGCUAAAGGUCCAGACUCACUUGGAGAACCCGACCAAGUACCACAUCCAGCAGUCCCAGCAGCAGCAGGUGAAGCGGUACCUGGGGAAGCUUGGCUCUCAGGUGGUGAGCUUGCCCUGCCCUAACCAGUCCUCUGACCACGGGGGCAUGCCGCCGGGGCCGGGCAAUAGUGCCCCCAACAGCCCUAUGGCCUUACUGACCCUCAACUCUAACUGCGAGAAAGAGAUGGAUGAUGUCAUUGAUGACAUUAUUAGUUUGGAGUCAAGUUACAGUGAUGAUAUCCUCGGCCUGAUGGACCCUGGACUUCAGAUGGCCAAUACGAUUCCUGUGCCGGCUAACCUCAUGGACAUGUAUGGUAAUCAGGGUAUGCCUCCACAAGGCCUGGCCAUCAGCAACUCCUGCCCUGCCAACCUCCCCAACAUCAAAAGGGAAUUCUCUGUUUCGCAAUCCCCUGCCAUCAUGCACAUGCUGGACAAGUCUGGAUCCUGUGGCAAAUUUGACAACUAUCAAAGGCCUGAAGGGUUUCCUGUAGAGGCUGAAGUUAGAGCCCUGGCAAAGGAAAGGCAGAAGAAGGAUAAUCACAACUUGAUUGAGAGAAGACGACGAUUUAACAUCAAUGAUCGCAUCAAGGAACUGGGAACCUUAAUUCCAAAGUCAAAUGACCCGGACAUGCGCUGGAACAAAGGCACCAUCCUCAAGGCAUCGGUGGACUACAUCAGGAAGCUACAGCGGGAACAGCAGAGGGCAAAGGAGCUGGAGAACCGUCAGAAGAAACUAGAGCACGCCAAUCGACAUUUAAUGUUGAGGAUACAGGAGUUAGAGAUGCAGGCCCGCGCUCACGGUCUGGCCAUCGCGUCUUCAGCGCUGUGCUCCACUGAGCUCGCCGCCCGCUCCAUCAAGCAGGAGCCAGCUCUGGGGGACUGUCACCAGGACCUGUAUCCCCUGCACCCCCAGCACCAGCACCACCCCGCCUGCACCCCCGACCCGGCUCAGCCCGCCGCCCUGGAGCUCAGCGAGGGCCACGCGAAUUUCCCCGAGGGCCAAGGGGGCAUGGCCGGCAACCCGGGUCACUACGGCGUUCACGGCAAGGCGGCCUCCAAACUCAACGACAUCCUAAUGGAAGACACCUUAUCACCGGUGAGGGGUGGAGACCCUUUGCUCUCGUCCGUCUCCCCAGACGCCUCAAAGGACAGCAGUCGCAAGAGCAGCAUAAGCAUGGAGGAGAACGAGCAGGGCUGUUAGCACCCCCUACUGGAAGAUACCCCGCCUGCAUGUUCGUCCCACCAUCCUGAUACAAUUGUUCCUGUCAGUAGCUAACCCGUUCUCAGCUGCUGGAGAUGGACACCCCUCUCUCUUGUUCAUGUUGUUGUUUUUGUUUUUGUUUUUGUUUUGUUUUUUUUGGUUUGUCGUGUUGUUUUUGUGUUGGUUUGUUUUUUUUUCCUCCGUGUUUACAUAUAUUUAAUCUUUUCCAGUCAUGUGUUUUUUGUGAUAUCUUUGUCUUUUCAAGCCCUGAACCUUAAUUUGAAGGACUGAUUUUAAAGUACAUUUUAUUGGUUUAAUCAAUGUUUUGGUGACAAUGAGUAAAGAAAAAAAAAUUGAAGUUUUUAUAUUUAAAAAAAUAUAUAUGCAUUUAUCUUGGGAUAGAGGUUAGAUUAUGCUUUUUUCUUUUGAUUCCAAAGAAUCUAGGGAAGUUAGAAAUCAUGGUCAGAAAUAUAGAUGUGGUGUGAUGAGCACUGCUUUACAAAUCACUAGCAAUAAUAGAAGAAAUAAUAAAUCUAUUUAUUACUAUAGUGCUUUACACUCCUUGUGUCUUAGAUUAAACUUGAAUGUGCCAAUGCCUUAUUAAGAUGUGUAUACAUCGCUGUUGUAUCUUUCGUGCACAAAUUCUAGCUAUUAGUCUCUGUCAGUCUUCCGGUUAAAAUUUAUUCACUGACGCAUUUGAGAGAUAUCGAUCAUGUGUAGGUUUUAUAUCAUUUAUGUAUCCAUAUAGACAUGAUUUUUUUUGUACACAUUCCCCUUACCAAAUUUAUUAAAAAUAACCAAAACAAAUAAGACUAAAACUAGGCGUUAAAAGAACAGCUUUGAGAAAGUUGCUUGAAAUAAUAAAGUGCUUUGAAAAAUGAAAAUGAACUGAAACUGAAUGUCUGCUUCCAAAUAAUUAAAGUAAUAUUAAAAGGCAAUAAAAUACAAAAAAUGACAUUAAUAACGUCUAGUGUUAGUCUUUUGAUCGGUGCCAAAAUGAGAGAAAAGUAGCACAACAAUCCUCUAAGUCAUUUUAUCGAGCAGUAUUUGCAGAAGACAGAGAAUACAUUCCUUACUGCCAAAAAUAUAAUAUAAAAUAUAAAUAUAAAAACAAAAAUUAAAUACAAAGAAAUUAAAAAGGAAACAUUUAUGAAGCUAGGUGAAAAAUGCAUUAGAGCUUUAUCUGAGGUUGGAAAUAAAGGUCAUAGUAACCCUGACACACACACACACGAACAGAGAAACUGAUCUAAAACUCUCAAAUAUAAUACAUAUGAAAAUAAUUACAUGAUUCUGCCAAUUCUUUGUUAUGUGAUUAAUGCAGCAGGAUGAAUGGAUUCAGUUUAUUUUUUGUUUUUUUGUUUUUUUGUAUUCUUGUAUGGAGUCUAUUUAGUUUUGUGUCCAAGUUGCCUCUUUUUGUUAAAGGAGAAGACAGUGCAAAGCAUUUUUUUUUUUUUUUUUUUAGACUAUUAAUACUGGCAGACCUGCUACUAUUUCAGCACAUACAAUGUAUUUUAAUAUUCCACAAUUAUUAUGCAGCAAGUGCUCAGUUUUUAAUACUGUCCAUCCAUUUCCUAAAUUAUUGUUAUAUUUUGUUACACCUUUGUUAUGAUAAAACUGUCAGUCCAUUUUGCAUUCAGGAUGUUUUUUUUUUUUUUUUUUUUUUUCCAUUAUGUGAUUUAUAAUGCCAAGGAGUAUAAGGAGACUGCUAUGGGAUUUUGUAUGAAAUGCAUGACAUUGUCAAAACACUGGAAUGAAGUCCGUAAAUUGAAAAUGGUUUGUUGACUUUUUUUUUUUUUUUUUUUUUUUAUCUAAGCAUAUACUAACUAUUGUAUUUGGGUUUUCAAAUGCAUACAGAAUGUCGUAUGACUGAUUGUAGUUUCUUGAAGAUUUACGGUUGUAUAUUUUGUUUUAACAGUUGUAGCACAUUGCUUAAACAUGCCUUUUGUUUGUAACUACCUGCCAUAAAUUGAGAGCCCUGUUACAACACAACCUCCAUUUUGUGGAUCUAUGCAAUGGUUACAGUCGUGCCUGUAGAGCAGCAUUGUGUCUUUCUCGCGGGACUUUGGACAAUUUUAGCCGGUGAUCUAAUUAUAACGUAGUGGUGAUUAGUCUAAAACAACUAGCCAAGUGAUUUUCUGUUCAUUGAUUGAAGUGCCUUACAGUCUUUUCUGUUACCAUGGUGAUGUUAGGGGAGUUGUAGACACUGGUGCAGUGUGUUGUUGAUGUUUUUUUGCCUGGUGUUUUGGUGCUUCAUGGAUUAACUGUAGAGCUGCAAGGUCCCUAAGGGAAGCAGUAGGAAAGGGCCUUUGGUCAGUACAAGACGAUACAGUGGGCCUCAGACCCAUGUGGGAAUUAACACUGGACUGUAAGAAAGGCUCUGCCUCGGGCGUUGCAUUACAUUUAGGAUGUUAUUUUUGUACGUUUCACCAAGGUCCAGAUUCUACAUCGAAGGCAGUGAUCCUAACAUUGAGCUUCUUUUCGAGACCAAGAUUUUCGCCUGAAUGUAAUUCACACUUUCGACUGCCAAAAUAAGUUUCCAAAAUCAAACUGAAGUUUAAGUAAUGCAAAGAUGCACAUUAUGAAGCAAUGUUACAAACAGGUUAGAAGAUGCACCUGAGUUAAGUGGUGUUUUCUUCCUCGGUGAUAAAGCAAUAACUUUUAGGAUGGCAAUCAGGCCACAAAUGAAGUACAACAGCAACAACAACGGCCCAUAUGAUCACAGCGAUCCCAGGUAUUGAGUCCUUAGAGUGCAAUACACACAGGCCUGUCACUGCCCUUUGACUGAUCCCAAAUCAGCUUAUUUUCCAAUGGAAUGGGUUAAUCCUCUAGACCCUGAAAUGUGAGUCGCCAGAAUGGACAUCACCAUCAUAUGUAGUGGUGGCACUUAAUUUAAAAAGCGAUCAUAUGUUGUCGAUUGGUCAUGGUGAACAUUGUUAGAGCUGUUAGACAAGGCACACUAUGGGUACUACAGAGCCAUGUUGGUUCGGUGUACAUUUGUUCUACUCAUUCUCAUUCCUAUGGUUCAUAUGGACACUUUCUCUGCUGAUGUUGCUACUGUUCUUGUAAUUACAGUUUAUAUGGAGAGAUGAAUGUAGCAAUAGAUAUGCACUGGUUUCAGAUUUGUGAACUCGAACUCAUUGGUACUCAAUGUGGAAACUAUC
This is a messenger RNA of Myripristis murdjan (pinecone soldierfish), 4788 nucleotides long. RefSeq names its product microphthalmia-associated transcription factor-like. Bases 50 to 1627 code for a protein of 525 amino acids. NCBI's taxonomy places the organism in Eukaryota, Metazoa, Chordata, Actinopteri, Holocentriformes, Holocentridae. The transcript has 10 exons. Gene Ontology annotation, biological process: regulation of transcription by RNA polymerase II; melanocyte differentiation. Gene Ontology annotation, cellular component: nucleus. Gene Ontology annotation, molecular function: DNA-binding transcription factor activity, RNA polymerase II-specific; RNA polymerase II cis-regulatory region sequence-specific DNA binding; protein dimerization activity. The record is from RefSeq and is a predicted model, not a curated record.